This is a messenger RNA of Rhodotorula graminis WP1, 1695 nucleotides long. RefSeq lists its product as uncharacterized. Gene Ontology annotation, cellular component: membrane. NCBI's taxonomy places the organism in Eukaryota, Fungi, Basidiomycota, Microbotryomycetes, Sporidiobolales, Sporidiobolaceae. The transcript has 9 exons. The coding region runs from base 13 to 1587 and encodes 524 amino acids. Gene Ontology annotation, biological process: transmembrane transport. Gene Ontology annotation, molecular function: transmembrane transporter activity. The record is from RefSeq and is a predicted model, not a curated record.
AAGAACUUCUCGAUGCUCUCCCUUAUCGGUCUGGCGUAUUGCAUCCUGAACUCCUGGACCGCCAUGGCGGCGUCCCUCAGCGUCGUGCUGCCUUCUGGAGGGCCUGUGGCCAUGCUCUGGGGCCUCGUCAUUGCGGCUAUCGGCAACCUCGCGACGGCGGCAUCUUUGUCAGAGAUCGUGCACGUCUUUCCUACGUCCGGCGGCCCGUACCACUUUGCCGCCAUUCUUUCUCCGCCUGAAUGGGCGCCGCUCGUCUCGUGGAUCUGCGGCUGGCUCGCGACGGCCGGCUGGGUCGCGCUUACGGCGACGACGGGCUCGCUCGCCGGCGCUCUCGUCCUCGGCGCGUACUCGCUCGCCCACCCCGGGUUCGAGGAGCAGCCCUACCAGACGUUCAUCAUCUUUACCGGCUUCAUCCUCAUCGCCCUCGCCAUCAACCUGUUCGCCAGCCGCAUCUUGCCGCUCGUCAACUCGUCGGCCAUCAUCUGGUCGCUCGCGGGCGCGGCCACCAUCAUCGUCGUCUGCCUCGCCUGCUCGAGCGGCGAGUACCAGUCGGGCGACUACGUCUUCCGCACUUUUCAAAACGAGACGGGCUUCCCGGGCGGCGUGGCCUUCAUCCUCGGGCUGCUGCAGCCGAGCUUCGGAUUGAUCGGCAUCGACGCUCUCUCGCACAUGGUCGAGGAGAUCCCGCAGCCGCACAUCAACGUUCCUCGCGCCAUGAUCCUCGCCGUCCUCAUCGGAGCUUCGUCGUCUUGGGUCCUCCUCAUGGUCCUCCUCUUUGUCACGCGCGACCCGGCCGCCGUCAUUACUUCUACUGCGGGCUCGCUCCUCGAGACGAUGUACCAGGCGACGGGCAGCGUCGCAGGCGCCAUCUGUCUCCAAGUCUUCCCGAUCAUCAGCAUGGAGUUCGCGGCGCAGGGCAUCAUGUGCGCCUCGUCGCGCAACCUGCACGCCUUUGCUCGCGACCGUGGCCUGCCCUUCUCGACGUUCUUCUCCAAGCUCAACCCGCGCACCGGCGUGCCCGACCGCGCCGUCAUAAUCACCGCAAUUCUCACAAUCGUGUUUGCCCUAAUCUAUUUGGGAUCGUCCGCGGCUUUCAACGCCAUCCUCUCGUCGUCGGUCGUCUUCCUCAACUUGUCGUACUCGGUGCCGAUCGCCCUCCUCCUCAUCCGCGGCCGUCACCUCCUGCGCCCCGAGUCGUUCCCGUCGCCGACCUGGACGCUCGGCCCAAUCCUCGGGCCCAUCUGCAACGCCCUCUCGCUCGUCUUUACCCUCGUCACGACCGUCUUUUUCCUGUUCCCGCCCGUCAACCACCCGACGGCCGAGGAGAUGAACUACGCCGUCGCCGUUGUCGGCCUCGUCGCCAUCGUGUCGGUCAUCACGUGGUUUGUCCAGGGUCGCAAGUCUUUCGUCGGCCCGCGCGACCUCGGCGGCUUGCUCGAGCUCGCGCGCGCAGAGGUCAACCGCGACGAUGAGCGCGCAGCGGCGGCGUCGUCAUCGAGGCCGGCGAGCAGGCGCGGCGGCGCGUCGUCGUCGUCGCGCUCGAGGUCGAGGGCGCGCAAGGACGAGACGGUCCAGGAGGUCGCUUAAGGCUUGAGAGGCGGACGGCCGGCACGAGGUCGGGUAGAGACAGUUAUCGCAUCCACAUGAGUAGCAUAGACGGCAUUGCAGUAUCAGAGAACGCGUCCUUUCCAGCUU